AUGGGAAGCCCGUUGCAGCUGCGGAACCAUUUCUACCAGGAGCAGCAGUUGGAACCGAGUCAGUACCACCGGCACCCCUGCGGACAGCCGCCGCGAUACACCUGCGCUUGCAGCGACUACUGCACCUGCCAUGCCCGGGAAAGCUGCGUCCUCCGCGGGACGUCGCCGACAUGCACCGCGGUAACUUUGAGGACAUCUUCAGACACGUCUUCCAGGCGCGGCGUCCGCGACCCGACCCCCUCUAGUCAUGCUACUUCCUCCAGGCAUCCCCCUCCUCCACCGCCGCCGCCUCCUCCUCCUCAGCAGCAGCAGCAUCCGCAGCAUCCCGGGGCCAGCCACGCGAACGCCUCCCGCCAUGAGACAGCCAUGAGCAGCUGCAGAUACAACGGCGGAGUCAUGCGGCCGCUCAGCCACUUGAGCUCGUCCCGCAGGAACGUGCACGAGUUCGAUUCCGAGUCGCAGCCCCUGCAGCCCCUCUCGGCCGUGGACGCGUCGGACAACUUGGCAACCUCCAAGCCGGAGAACCGCUCUGCCACGCUCAUGCCGUACUCAUCCGGGGACGGAGGCGGGGGCUGCGGCCACGGCGGCGGGAAAUCUGGCAAGAAGAAGAACCAGAACAUUGGGGAGAAGCUCGGCCACAGGAGGGCCUUGUUUGAGAAGAGGAAGCGACUCAGCGACUAUGCUUUAAUCUUUGGGAUGUUUGGGAUCGUUGUUAUGGUUAUAGAGACGGAACUCUCCUGGGGAGCCUAUGGAAAGGAGUCGCUGUAUUCAUUAGCUCUAAAAUGCCUGAUAAGCCUUUCUACAAUCAUUCUCCUGGGACUGAUUAUCAUCUACCAUGCGAGAGAGAUCCAGUUAUUCAUGGUGGACAACGCGGCCGACGACUGGAGGAUAGCCAUGACGUACGAGCGCAUCUUCUUCAUCUGCCUGGAAAUCCUGGUGUGCGCCAUCCACCCCAUCCCUGGAAACUACACCUUCACCUGGAACGCCCGUCUGGCCUUCACCUACGUGCCAUCCCAGACGGACGCCGACGUGGACAUCAUCCUGUCCAUCCCCAUGUUCCUGCGGCUGUACCUCAUCGCCCGCGUCAUGCUGCUGCACAGCAAGCUUUUCACGGACGCCUCGUCUCGCAGCAUCGGGGCGCUCAACAAGAUCAACUUCAACACGCGCUUCGUUAUGAAGACCCUCAUGACCAUCUGUCCCGGGACGGUGCUACUGGUCUUCACCAUCUCGCUGUGGAUCAUCGCGGCGUGGACCGUGAGAGCUUGCGAGAGGUACCACGACGACCAAGAGACCAACAGCAACUUUCUAGGGGCCAUGUGGUUGAUUUCCAUCACCUUUCUUACAAUUGGAUACGGAGACAUGGUCCCAAAUACGUACUGUGGGAAAGGAGUCUGCCUCCUGACUGGCAUUAUGGGUGCAGGCUGCACUGCCUUGGUGGUGGCUGUGGUGGCGAAGAAGUUGGAGUUAACCAAAGCUGAAAAGCAUGUUCAUAAUUUCAUGAUGGACACCCAGCUCACCAAAAGAGUGAAAAAUACAGCUGCGAAUGUUCUCAGGGAGACGUGGCUCAUCUACAAGAACACCAAACUGGUGCGAAAGAUGGACCACGCCAGAGUCAGGAAGCACCAGAGGAAAUUUCUCCAAGCCAUUCAUCAAUUGAGAAGUGUUAAAAUGGAGCAACGCAAGCUGAAUGACCAAGCAAACUCUCUAGUGGACCUUGCCAAGACUCAGAACAUCAUGUACGACAUGGUAUCUGACUUGAACGAGAGGGGAGAGGACAUGGAGAAGAGGAUCGCCCUGCUGGAGACAAAGCUGGAGACUCUGCUAAGCAACCUGCAGGCUCUGCCUGCUCUCAUCAGCCAGGUGAUCAGCCAGCAGCACAGGGACUUCCUGGAGGUGCAGCUGCAGCCUUACGACAAACACAGCCCCGAACGCUCGCAGUCGGCGUCGCGGCGGCGGUCGUCGUCCACGGCGCCGCCCACCUCUUCGGAGAGCAGCUAG
Molecule: messenger RNA, 1998 nt
Organism: Nerophis lumbriciformis (worm pipefish)
Lineage: Eukaryota; Metazoa; Chordata; Actinopteri; Syngnathiformes; Syngnathidae
Source: RefSeq, a predicted model, not a curated record